CUCAACAAUGAUAAUUAAUAUUAUUCUCAGAGCUUCUCUUUCCAGUGUAUCCUGUUAGUCUGUAACCUUAUCACUGACUAUUUCCAUCAAAAAACUGCCUUCAGACACUUUCUAUCACUCCUUCACUAUUUCGACGUGAGUGUGUUAGUUGUGCUUAUUUAGACUUAGUGCAUUGCACCCAGACCAGGUCUUGGUUGUGUGCUUGGAUGAUUCUCUGCCUCUUUUGUCGUUGUUUCUGCUGCUUCUUCUCUCCAUUCUUUUUGAUUUUUGCUGCUGUUUUUGCUGUUUCCACUGCUACUGCUGCUUCUGAUAUCUGUGCUUCUUCUUCUACUGCUUCUGCUAUUUUUUCUGCUUCUUCUUCUUCUUCUUUUCUCUCUUUCACUGUUUCCCCAGCCGAGCAAUGCCACUGCACGCCAAUCUGCGGCUGUUUUCGAAACUGGGACGUUUCGCGCCCAACCUUGCGCACCGCCGCUAUUGUAGGCAAAGCUUUCUGCCUUUUUGCUCUUUUCUCGCUUUUUCUCUCAUGAUUUCGCCCUCUUUUUCAUUUUCUGAUUUUCGGAAUCGGGACAUUCUUCCCUUUUCUUUUCUACCUCCUACCACUCUCUAC
Messenger RNA from Ascoidea rubescens DSM 1968, 607 nucleotides. RefSeq lists its product as uncharacterized. Bases 207 to 527 code for a protein of 106 amino acids. The transcript has a single exon. NCBI's taxonomy places the organism in Eukaryota, Fungi, Ascomycota, Saccharomycetes, Ascoideales, Ascoideaceae. The record is from RefSeq and is a predicted model, not a curated record.